Molecule: messenger RNA, 2085 nt
Organism: Taeniopygia guttata (zebra finch)
Lineage: Eukaryota; Metazoa; Chordata; Aves; Passeriformes; Estrildidae
Source: RefSeq, a predicted model, not a curated record
AUGGCGUGUGUGGCGGCAGCUGGGGCCCUGCUGGUAGCACUGGAGCCCCCCUUGCUGGGGGCGCAGGGCUUCCAGGCACUUUGUGGGUCCCUGCAAGGUGGACGCGACCAGCGGUUGUUGAUGAACAGUCCAGAGCAGAGGAGGAAAUACCGCCUGCAGAAAGUGCUGGCACCGAUCCUGCGAGAAGUUGAGGAGGAAUUUAAUACCAAGUUUUUAUACGAAACUGAACGAGAAUCACCAAGCGUUAAGUCUAAGACAGUUGCACAAUGUGUGGAAUACUACUAUACCUGGAAGAAAAUCUUGCAUUUGGGACGGAAACACAGAACGCGCUUAGAGAAGAAAAGAGAUGAAUACUUGACAAGUGGAGAAGAGGAAGUGUUAGAGGAAGAUGAGGAGAUGGAAGAAGACAGAAAGGAAGAAAGGGAAAUGCAGAAGUCACCUGACCCACCAGCAAUCUCUCUUGUUGGACCUAUAGAUCUACCUGCUGUUCAGGGUCUUUCACUGUCUUCAUCCUCCUUCAUCUGUGAAAUGCCAAACUGUGGCGCUGUGUUCAGUUCCCGACAAGCGCUGAAUGGCCACGCUCGCAUUCACGGAGGUACAAACCAGGUGACAAAAACACGGUGCACCAUUCCCGGCACGAAGCAGAAAUCUGGUACACAGAGCAGAUACUGCUCCAUCAAGAGCUCACCUGCCCACAGCACAACAAGCGGCGAGACCGACCCAAUGACAAUUUUUCCUUGCAAGGAGUGUGGCAAGUUCUUUUUCAAAAUCAAAAGCCGCAAUGCUCAUAUGAAGAUUCACAGACAACAAGAAGAACAGCAAAGGCAGAAGGCAACGGUGCUUGGUGUAAUAUAACAUUCCCUACGGAUAUUACCCCGCAACAGGAAAAUUGGCAAAAUCACUCCUUUUGCUGUCACUCUAUAGCUCAAAAAGAAACAGACCCAGCCCCAGGUACAACAAUUCCUCGCCGAUUGCCACCCAGAAUCUUUUUAAUCUGUUGGGACAGAGCAUUCAGCGGCAUUCCUCAACGGCCCACCGGAGGCCCUUGCACGUUUGGGCGUCUCACAAUAGCACUCCCUAGCCAGAGCACUGUAUUAGGCCUAUAUAGCAAUACCAGCCAGGUAACCACCACACGAUGAAAGCGCUCAACCAUUGAUGCUUCCUGUGACGAUAACGUCAACUUGUUUAAUUGCGCGGAGCAAGUGGUUGCCUCUCAUUUUAUGCCCAGCCUUGCUGCAGGACAUGCUUGUUUUCAGUUAGAGAAGUUACAAUGUUGGGUAGGCAAGCGAGCCAAUGCCACGUCUGAGCUAUUAAGUUUACUGGCCACAGACAUAGACACCGUAAGACAUGCAACAUUGCAAAAUCGGGCAGCUAUUGACUUUUUAUUGUUGGCUCAUGGGCAUGGGUGUGAAGAUUUCGAAGGAAUGUGCUGUGUGAAUUUUAAAAUCAGUUCCGAAUCUAUUCAUAAGAAAAUUCAGCAUUUGCAACAACAUGUUCAGGUGUUACAGAGGGAUGAUACAUUUUUUGGAUUAUCAUUUGAAUCAUGGGGAAUCACGGGUUGGCUUAAAUAUUUGCAGCUUAUGAUAAUAGGAUUGUUAGUUAUAGUAAUUUUAAUGCUUGUAUUGCCGUGUGUAUUUCAGUGCUUGCAAAGGACUUUAAUGUCAAUUAUAGAACAAAAAUGGAACACAUCCUUGCUUGCUUAUAAAGAAAACAGGGGAAGUGGAGAGAGUUUAUCUGAAGAAUGGCUGCGCAGCAAGGGACACGACAUUUUUAAGUUGAUGAGAGUGUGAGAGUACGUGACUUUUAGCAUGAAAACUAUGCCCUUAAACAACAGAUGUCUCGUAACAACCUUGAGCAACAGAUGUCUCGUAACAGCCAGGAUGUGAAAUUGCUUGGUGUGCAGAAAGAUAAUUAAGUAUAAGGAAGCAGUAACCGCAAGGCUUAUCGCAAAAAGAUAUAUGUGUUAAUAGAAAGGUUACCAAUCCUGAGCUUCGCUUUUGCAAUAUGUAUGAGCUAAUUAGUGCUUGUAUAAAGAAACUGUGAUCGACUGCAAUAAACUGAGACUUGUUGAUCAUGAUAGCAUGA